Molecule: messenger RNA, 723 nt
Organism: Strongylus vulgaris
Lineage: Eukaryota; Metazoa; Nematoda; Chromadorea; Rhabditida; Strongylidae
Source: the annotation of a GenBank genome assembly
UUGAAUGUUCAGAUCUGCCGCAAGCUUCUAUCGAUAUCUCCUCCACUACUAAAGUCUUGUGAUAGGCUUCUACCAAGCCCAUCUGUGCCAAAUCUAGAAGAAACCGUAGAUAAAUACCUUAAAUCUCUUAAAAAUAUCCUAAGAAGGGAUGAGUACGAAUUGCUUGAAGAGCAAGCUCGUUCAUUCUUGCGAAAUGAAGGAAAGCGCUUGCAAAAGUACGCCUGGAUUAUGUCUAUGAUGUCAGACAACUACAUUACCCCUUUCUGGGAGAAAUAUGCUUACCAUUACAGUAGGGAACCACUCCUAAUCAAUAGUAGUGUAGCCCACACUGAUCUAAUGGAAGUACCUGAGAAUCGAAGAGCUACCAGAGCGUAUAUGGCAGCUAGAGUGACAUAUUUUGAAUCAAUGUCACAACUUGCUAUUGACAGACAGGACAUCAGCCCGCUUGGCUCGGGCCUUCUAUGUGCUCGCCACUAUGAUAGGCUCUACAGUAUAUGUCGAGUUCCCGGAGAAGAAGUUGAUCAUUUUGAAUACUACGGUCUCUCUAAACAUGUGGUAGCUAUACUCAAUGGUUGCUUCUACAAGGUGAUGCUUUGUGAUGAGAAGAAUCGCAUCUAUAGCAUCGAUCAACUAGCUAAGAUUUAUGCAGAAUUAUUAUCACGAAAUGAUAAUGUUCAAGGACCUUCUAGCAUGGUCGCUGCGCUGACAACUGAUAGACGGUAG